This is a messenger RNA of Limulus polyphemus (Atlantic horseshoe crab), 444 nucleotides long. RefSeq names its product molybdopterin synthase catalytic subunit-like (gene Mocs2B). Gene Ontology annotation, cellular component: cytosol. The record is from RefSeq and is a predicted model, not a curated record. The coding region runs from base 1 to 444 and encodes 147 amino acids. Gene Ontology annotation, molecular function: molybdopterin synthase activity. The transcript has a single exon. Gene Ontology annotation, biological process: Mo-molybdopterin cofactor biosynthetic process. NCBI's taxonomy places the organism in Eukaryota, Metazoa, Arthropoda, Merostomata, Xiphosura, Limulidae.
AUGGAUUAUGUAUCAAUUUCUAAACAGGAAAUCAGUGUGGAAGAAGUUGCAGCUCAAGCCUCAUCACCUGACUGUGGGGCCAUUUCACUGUUCAUUGGAACAACAAGAAAUCAUGUCCAAGCCAAAAAAGUGGUCUAUUUAGUUUAUGAAGCCUAUGAGCCAAUGGCUGUAAAAGAAAUGAAAAAAAUCUGUGAUGAGAUGAGACAAAAAUGGCCUAUUAAACAUGUAAUCAUGGUGCAUCGUGUGGGUGCUGUCCCAAUUAGAGAAGCUAGUGUCGUCAUUGCUGUUUCCUCUGAACAUCGCCAAGAAGCUCAGGAGGCUGUGAUGUGGGCUAUUGAUAAUUUGAAGGCAAGAGUACCAAUCUGGAAAAAGGAAUAUUAUGAAGAUGGAGAGAAAGUGUGGAAAGAGAACAGAGAAUGUCCAUGGAGAAAUUCAUCUCCAUAA